AUGUUUGUCAUUGUUACAUCAGGAAUAACUUUGGACCACUGCAAACCACCGACCCCAUCACCACCCACCCCAACACCACCAACCCCAUCACCACCCACCCCAACACCACCAACCCCAACACCCCCAUCACCACCAACCCCAUCACCACCAACCCCAACACCACCCACCCCAUCACCACCCACCCCAUCACCACCGACCCCAACACCACCGACCCCAACACCACCGACCCCACCCACCCCAUCACCACCAACCCCAACACCACCCACCCCAUCACCACCAACCCCAACACCACCAACCCCAUCACCACCAACCCCAACACCACCAACCCCCCCAACACCACCCACCCCAUCACCACCAACCCCAACACCACCCACCCCCACAUCACCACCAACCCCAACACCACCACCCACCCCAUCACCACCAACCCCAACACCACCCACCCCAACACCACCAACCCCAUCACCACCAACCCCAACACCACCAACCCCAUCACCACCCACCCCAUCACCACCGACCCCAACACCACCGACCCCAACACCACAAACACCAACCCCAUCACCACCAACCCCAACACCACCAACCCCAACACCACCAACCCCACCAACCCCAUCACCACCAACCCCAACACCACCCACCCCAUCACCACCAACCCCAUCACCACCAACCCCAACACCAACCCCAUCACCACCCACCCCAUCACCACCAACACCACCAACCCCAUCACCACCAACCCCAAACACACCCACCCCAUCACCACCUACUCCAACACCACACCCAUCACCACCCACCCCAUCACUACCGACCCCAUCACCACCCACCCCAUCACUACCGACCCCAUCACCACCGACCCCAUCACCACCAACCUCACCACCGACCCCAUCACCACUAACCCCAUCAUCACCAACCCCAUCACCACCAACCCUAACACCACCAACCCCAUCACCACCCACCCCAUCACCACCGACCCCAACACCACCAACCCCAUCACCACCAACCUCAUCACCACCCACCCCAUUACCACCGACCCCAACACCACCAACACCACCAACACCAACACCACCACCACCAACCCCAACACCAACCCCAACACCACCAACCCCAACACCACCCACCCCAUCACCACCAACCCCAACACCACCCACCCCAUCACCACCUACUCCAACACCACCCACCCCAUCACUACCGACCCCAUCACCACCAACCUCAUCACCACCGACCCCAACACCAAUCCUGUCACAAACCCUUAGGAAUAUUCACUUCUUGUGUCCAGCAGUGCGCCCUGUGUCGUUGUCCAGCUCUGGGCUCUUACAGACUCUGGGGGAGGACAGAGGACACAGCUGCGGGCAGUGGGUUCACAUGUUUGAGAGCCCAGAGUGUUUGGGCCUGUGGGACAUUAGAAAUGAGUGGUCUAACCUGACACAGGUGUAUUCAAGGAGCGCUGGGAGCUCUGCACUCUCACUGCACUCUAACUCUGAUGUGCACAUGGACAUGUGGAGCCUGGAGAGCAUCUGA
Boleophthalmus pectinirostris (great blue-spotted mudskipper) is the source of this 1512-nucleotide messenger RNA. RefSeq lists its product as uncharacterized. The record is from RefSeq and is a predicted model, not a curated record. NCBI's taxonomy places the organism in Eukaryota, Metazoa, Chordata, Actinopteri, Gobiiformes, Gobiidae.